AUGUCCUUCAAUAAUCUGUACUACAAACGAACUGCAGGCACUGCCAAGGCAUGCUACGUGUGCUUUAAACCGACCACCACAGUCCUUGCGACGAUAAACACCGUCGACUUCUUGUAUGCGUGCUCGACACAUCUUACGGACUCCGGCUUUGCAACCCUCAUAAAAGACGAGGCGAAGGCAACAUCUGCAGCUGUUACUGCAGAAGAAAUUGCGAAGGUGAAGGCAGAGUGGGAGGAGAGGCAGAAAAAGAAACUCGAAGCAGAGGAAAAAGUAAAGGAAAAGGACAAGGAAGCAGUUAAGAAGGACGAUACGGAUAAGAAGGAAGGGUCCAAGGCCCCAAAGCCUCCAGCGUCUCUGAGCACGUCUCCCAGCACGCAAUCUUCGCCAACUGCGACCCAUGAACGAUACAUCUUGCACAGAGAUAUCUUUUCAAGUUGA
Cyclocybe aegerita is the source of this 438-nucleotide messenger RNA. The record is from the annotation of a GenBank genome assembly. NCBI's taxonomy places the organism in Eukaryota, Fungi, Basidiomycota, Agaricomycetes, Agaricales, Hemipholiotaceae.